Messenger RNA from Dibothriocephalus latus, 891 nucleotides. Lineage: Eukaryota; Metazoa; Platyhelminthes; Cestoda; Diphyllobothriidea; Diphyllobothriidae. The record is from the annotation of a GenBank genome assembly.
UUGCAGUAUCCUAAAGGAACAACAGAGGUUUACUCCUACUUCGAAUGCCGCGGUGGCAAAUUUCCAGAGACCGUCUUCUUUGGAUUACAGUACAUCAUAAAAAGAUACCUUGCUGGCCAAGUUGUAACAUUAAAAAAAAUCGAAGCAGCCAAGGAAAUGAUGAAAAAACACUUUGGCCGAGAUUUAAUGAAUGAAGAAGGGUGGCGCUACAUUCUACAAGAGCACGAUGGACACUUACCUAUACGGAUUAAAGCCAUUCCCGAAGGAAUGGUAAUACCGGUUAAGAACGUACUAUUCACGGUUGAAAAUACAGAUCCGAAGUGUUACUGGUUAACCAGCUAUCUUGAAACCAUCCUUGUCCAAGUUUGGUACCCACUUACUGUGGCCACGAACUCUUUAGCAUUCAAGAAAAUAAUAUUUCAGAGCCUUGAAGAAACAUCUGACGACCUAUCAACCUUACCAUUUCUUAUGCACGAUUUUGGCUUUAGAGGAGUCUCAUCAAUUGAGUCAGCGUCAAUAGGCGGUGCGGCCCACCUAGUAUGCUUCAAAGGUACUGAUACCAUGGCAGCCCUUGGCCUAGCUAAGGAGUUCUACGAUUGUGAUAUGGCUGGCUUUAGCAUUCCUGCCACUGAGCAUAGCACAAUAACGGUAUGGCAAGAGGCUGGUGAGGCCGACGCGUACCGCAAUCUGCUUGAACAGUUUCCCACUGGUUCUGUCGCCUGCGUUUCUGACAGCUAUAACAUUUGGAACGCUUGCGAAAAAAUAUGGGGCGAGACUCUGCAUGACCUCGUGAGUUUUUGCCUUUUUCUCCUGCAUUGCAAUUUGCCUUGUUAUGUCGUCUCACUCAGAGUUUGCCUGUCCCUCGGUAUAAGGAAAACAGUUUCGGUUUAA